Messenger RNA from Merops nubicus (carmine bee-eater), 918 nucleotides. It is a transcript of the gene HCAR1, whose product is annotated as hydroxycarboxylic acid receptor 1. The transcript has a single exon. The record is from RefSeq and is a predicted model, not a curated record. Bases 1 to 918 code for a protein of 305 amino acids. Gene Ontology annotation, biological process: G protein-coupled receptor signaling pathway. Gene Ontology annotation, molecular function: G protein-coupled receptor activity. Lineage: Eukaryota; Metazoa; Chordata; Aves; Coraciiformes; Meropidae. Gene Ontology annotation, cellular component: plasma membrane.
AUGGCACUGGCUGACAACUCCACUAACAGCUCCUUCAACUGUUCAACUGACAGCUUCAAGCAAGUCAUUUAUCCCAUUGUGUAUCUCUUUAUCUUCUUCCUGGGUGCUGCUGGAAAUGGCUUCUCCAUUUAUGUUUUCUUCCAGCCUUCGCAGAGGAAGCUCUCGGUUAACAUCUACAUGCAGAACUUGGCUGUUUCAGAUCUCAUGUUUGUGAGCACUUUGCCCUUUCGGGCCACGUAUUUCCUGCUGGGAUCACACUGGGUGUUUGGUGACAUCACCUGCAGGAUCAUGACUUACGCCCUGUACGUGAACAUGUACUGCAGCAUUUAUUUCCUCACCGUGCUCAGCGUGGUUCGUUUCAUUGCCAUCGUCUACCCCUUCAAGCACUGGAAGGUCACCAACAAGAAGUAUGCCAGGAUAAUCUGCACAGCCAUCUGGCUCUUCGUGCUGGUAGCCUCCAGCCCUCUGCUAAGCAAGGAGAUCGCUGGGUACAGCGACCCAGACAAGUGCUUGGACCUCCAUCCCUCCAGCCAACAAAGGCUCCUGGUGAUGAACAGCUUCGUCAUCGCCGUGGGCUUCAUCCUGCCCUUUGGCACAAUCAUUGUCUGCUACGUCUUUGCCAUCAAAGCCUUGCUCAAGUCCAGGUCUCCACAGCACAAAAAGGCAGUCUGUCACAAGAAGGCACUGUCCACCAUUAUCAUCACCCUCAUCCUCUUCCUCCUCUGUUUCCUGCCCUACCACGUCCUGCGGACUGUCCACCUGGUGCAGAGCAGCUGCAGCCAGUCCAGCCUGCCCGUGCACAAGGCCCUGGUGGUCACGCUCUGCCUCGCUGCCAUGAACAGCUGCCUCGACCCCAUCCUCUAUUAUUUUGCUGCUGAAAAUUUCAAAGCCCAAAUCAGAAGUUUGUACUGCAGGUAG